Salarias fasciatus (jewelled blenny) is the source of this 3710-nucleotide messenger RNA. It is a transcript of the gene mapre2, whose product is annotated as microtubule-associated protein, RP/EB family, member 2. The record is from RefSeq and is a predicted model, not a curated record. The coding region runs from base 147 to 1163 and encodes 338 amino acids. Gene Ontology annotation, molecular function: microtubule binding. The transcript has 7 exons. Lineage: Eukaryota; Metazoa; Chordata; Actinopteri; Blenniiformes; Blenniidae.
AAUCAGCAGACACUGUGAAGGAGAAGCAGCCCGGAGGUGCGCCACCUUCUCUCCAUCCGCAGCCGUCCUCCUCCUCCUCCUCCUCCUUCACUUUUCUCGCGGCCACCGAGCGAACAGACGAUCUGUUCCACCCGUCCGAGACCCAAAUGCCCGGUCCCACCCAAGCCCUGUCCCCGAAUGGAGAGAACAACAACGACAUCGUCCCGGACAACGGCACUAACAUCAUCCCGUACAGGAAGAACACGGUGCGGGGGGAGCGCGCCUACAGUUGGGGGAUGGCGGUCAACGUUUACUCUACCUCAAUAACCCAGGAGACGAUGAGCCGGCAUGAUAUCACGGCCUGGGUCAACGAUAUCCUCUGCCUGAACUACACCAAGGUGGAGCAGCUGUCCUCAGGAGCUGCUUACUGUCAGUUCAUGGAUCUGCUGUUUCCUGGAUGCAUCAGUCUUAAGAAGGUCAAGUUUCAGGCCAAACUGGAGCACGAGUACAUCCACAACUUCAAACUGCUGCAGGCGUCAUUCAAGAGGAUGAACGUGGACAAGAUUAUUCCUGUAGAGAAACUGGUUAAAGGCAGAUUUCAGGACAAUCUGGAUUUCAUCCAGUGGUUUAAAAAGUUCUUUGACGCCAACUACGACGGGAAGGAGUACGACCCGGUGGAGGCGAGGCAGGGCCAGGACGCCAUCCCCCCCCCUGACCCCGGAGAGCAGAUCUUCAACCUGCCAAAGAAGUCUCACCACGCAGCCAGCUCGCCCACCGCAGGAGCGUCCAGGUCGACCUCUACCACCCCAAAAGCUGCAACCCCUUCGUCCAGACCCUCGUCGGCCAAGAAGAUCCCUGUAGCUGCAGCCACUCCGGCCAAAGGAGAGAAGGAUCUGGAAGCACAGGUCACACAGCUGACCGAGCAGGUGAACACGUUGAAGUCUGCGCUGGAGGGAGUGGAGAAGGAGCGGGAUUUUUACUUCAGCAAGCUGCGGGAGGUGGAGCUGCUGUGUCAGGAGCAGAGCGAGGAGAACACCCCGUUCGUGGAUCGGCUCAUGGGGGUGCUGUACGCCUCCGACGACCAGGAGCGAGGGGAGCUGGCGGAGGGCGACGGAGCAGACGCAGAGCAGGACGCUCAGGAGGAGGGGGCGUACGACCAGCAGGAGGAGCAGGACGAGUACUGACCGCCGCCCCGCCCCCCUCACCAAGGCCCCGGCCCGCCCCGUCCCGCCCUCCUGUGAGUGUGUGAGAACUGUUGCAGGGUGGCGUCAGUCCUCCUGGUUUCACAUGAAGCACCAUCCCCGUCCCUCACCUGUCGUGUCCGUCUGCUCACUCUUCGUGAUUUUUUUUUUUUUUUUUUUUUUCUUUGUGACUUUUGGCGGGUCGGCGAGUUCGGACCAUGGCAGACGGCCCACCGGACAGGUGACCGUUACCUGUCAGUGUUACAACCCCCCAGCUUCUGUCCCGUUUAUCCUCUUAUUUUGCAUAUCAGCAUCUUUUCUCAGCAGAAUGCAAUAAGACAGUGGUUCCCAACCUGAGGUCUGGGACCCCCUCAGGUGCUGCUGGAAGGCACAGAGGUAUCUGGGCCGGGGCUGAGUUUGCUAUGAUUUUACUCUUUUAAUUUUUGAGAAAAAGAAUUCUGUAUUGGAAAAAAAAAAAAACAAAUAACUGGAAGGCACAAUAGAUUUAUUAAAACAAUAUUUUUCAAACUGGAUUUCUUGUGAGUGUAGUCACGAGCAAAUAAAUAAAAGGAAAGUACCUGUAAUGUAAAAUGUCAAAACUGUAACAGGGCCAUACAAAGACUGAGCACUUAUUCCAGAUCAAAAAGAUUAAAGAUGCAGUUUCAUCAAUUAUUUCCACAAACAGAAAUGUCUGAAACUGACCGAUAAUGAAAAUGUCUGAUAAUUCUUGCCUCUAGUCAGAGAAAUGAAAAAUAAUGAGACAGUGUUUCUUGAUUUGCUGGAAGCUUGAAUUAAAAUAUGUUUCCAAAGUGUGACAGAGACAAGUUAAAAUCAUAAAAUAGCCUAUUAUGAUUUUGUGUGAAGACACCAGAACAGUUUCAGACUGUGAAGAAUAACUGUGACUCCUCCCCUGAUCGAUCGCCUGCAUGAAGCGAUCUUUGUUUGAUGCUGGGUGGGCGUGUCCACCCGGCUUCAUUGUGAUGUUUCGGCCAAUCAGAGCUCGGAGGGGGUCCACAGCCCUCCUCAGGGACUCUGUCGGGGGUCCGUCCAGGAAGAGCAUGUUGGGAACCACUGCGUUAGCCCCCAGUAGCCCCUCUGACACCCCCCCCCUCCUCCUCCCUCUGUUGCACUGACAUGUGACUCUGUUUGAGGACAAUCUGUCCGCAGACCUGCUCCCUAUUUAUUCUUCUGAAGCCUUAGCCGUGAGGAGGACACGUUUGACUGUCGGACCGCUGAUCUGCUCACAAACCCACACAGGAAGUCAAGUCAGCCACACAGCGGGUUGUAGGUUCAAAUGCUCAGAAGUGUCGCUCGUUCAUGAUCGAAGAAAACUCUCCUGUUUUUUUUUUUUUUUGUUUAGAUUUUUUUUGAGAGAAUCCAAUCGGAUCGAGGAGAUAAUCUGUUUUUAUGCUGUAAAUCGUCCUCAUAGGUUUUCCUGAUGAUUCAUGGAGAUAGUUGACAUUCAUUUUCUUUCCAAUCAGAUGUCUUAUCUUUUUAUCAGCAUUGUGAUAUUUAUCUUUUUUUUUUUUUUCCUUUUUAGAAUUUAAUAAUAAUUUAAUAAGUGGUCCUGUUUUAAGUCUUUCACCAGCAGAGAGUCUGUGUGCAGCUCUCAGUUAUAAAGUUUCACGGCUCACAUCUGCUAUAAUCUGUAUUAAUCCACAUUUCGAAGAGCUUAUGUAUUGUCCAUAAUUGUUGAUCUUACAAUUUCCUGGAUUAUUGGCUCAAUGAAUACCUCUGAAUUACCAAAUAAUGUGUUACUGCUCAGCUAUCCUUUUUGGAUUUCCAUUUCUAAAUGGACAAGAAUUGCAAAGUUUAAUUAUCUCAGUCUUUUCUUUUUAACUAAGAGAACGAUAUCAGAAUUAAUUGACAUUUAUUUUAAUAUGAAUAACCUCUCUUCUGAAUUUUUUUUUUCAAAAUAUAAGAUUGGCACAGUAAAUACAAAAAUGAUGGGAUAAUGUUUGUCCAGUAACCCAGAUAUGUCAGAUUUACACUUUUCUGAAUGAAUGAAACCACAAAAACCUCAGAAUGACGAGAUAAUCUGUUUCAGCUGAACUACAGAGAAUAUUUUCAAUUUUUAAAAAAAUGAAAACAGGAGAGUUUUUCUUCCUUGAUGUGACCAUGUUGUAUUUCUGUUUUAACGGUUCACUGAGCAUUUUGUGUCAUUUUAUUAAAUUGUUUUUUUGUUUUGUUUUUUUUUCUGAAACCUGCGUUUUCUGAUGUGGAAGCAGGCAAUUCUCCACCAGGCUUCAGUCAUAUAUAUAAAUAUAUAUAUUACUGUGUAAAUGAAAAGGAAUGUAAACAUGUACUGUCAAUAAUUAAUGAAUGGUAACUGUUUUUUUUUAUUUUUCACUCAUUAUGCAUUCCCCCUAGAAAAGAAAGAAAGAAAGAAAGAAAAGGUGUUGCAUGUUUGCAUUUUCUUUGUGAAUAACUUGACCUGCUUUUUACAUAUUUAAUACAAAACCAACAUGUUAUGUGAGCUUUUUCUAUGUUUAACCUGCGAUUUGAAGGAGAUUCGGAUGGAUUUGCUGUAAUAAAAUUACAUUUUGAGUC